AUGGCAUUGGAAGAUAUCAAAGCCUCUUACAGCAACGUAUUUGAAGGGCUUGGGCUCCUCAGCCCCGAAUUACACCUCAACAUUGAUGAAAGUGCAAAACCAGUUCAAUUGCCACCACGCAAGGUCCCUGAAUCUCUCAAGCAGUCACUUAAAGCCCACUUGGACGAGCUUGUUGCCCUUAGUAUUAUUGAAAAGCUAGAAGCACCAACGGAAUGGAUUAGCUCUAUUGUGGUAGCCCCAAAACUGAACGGGAAAAUUCGGCUGUGCCUCAACCCCCAACCACCACCCACUACCCAACAGCAUUGUCCUUACGUCAGACAGCAUCCAAGCAGACCCAGCAAAGAUCCAAGCCAUACUCAACAUGCAGCCACCGAUUGA
Messenger RNA from Paramuricea clavata, 378 nucleotides. Lineage: Eukaryota; Metazoa; Cnidaria; Anthozoa; Malacalcyonacea; Plexauridae. The record is from the annotation of a GenBank genome assembly.